Molecule: messenger RNA, 1652 nt
Organism: Daucus carota subsp. sativus
Lineage: Eukaryota; Viridiplantae; Streptophyta; Magnoliopsida; Apiales; Apiaceae
Product: aluminum-activated malate transporter 2
Exons: 6
Coding region: 161-1522 (453 amino acids)
Biological process (GO): malate transport
Cellular component (GO): plant-type vacuole membrane
Source: RefSeq, a predicted model, not a curated record
AUAUCCGCAGUUUUGCAUUAAGUAAAUUCAUAGAUCUAAGCAUCUUUUCUUUCAUCUCAUCUCAUCUUCUUGAGCUAGCAAUUUGCUAGCUUAUAUCAGAAAAUAUUAAAUAUCGCACCCUUGUCGAGUUCGUUUAGUUCUCGGCUGAUUUUAUCCGAAAAUGACGAAUAUUGUAAAUGAACAAAAUUCAGGGCCAAUUGGUCGUGCAUGGUCCUGGCUCAAGGCCUUACCAGUAAAUCUAUGGUUAAGCAUAGCUGAUACAGGUUGCAAAGCGAAGAAACUCGGAGAAGAUGAUCCCAGAAGAAUCAUCCAUGCCUGUAAAGUGGGAUUGGCCAUUACAUUAGUUUCUCUGUUUUUCUAUUUCAACACUCUGUAUGAUGGUUUCGGUGUUGCUGCAAUGUGGGCUGUUUUGACUGUUGUUGUAGUUUUCGAAUUCUCAGUAGGAGCGACGCUUGGAAAAGGUGUGAAUAGAGCAAUUGCUACACUUUUGGCUGGAUCACUUGGUGUUGGCGCUCAUCAUCUAGCUGUUUUAUCUGGGGAAAAAGUUGAGCCCUUCGCGAUUGGAACCACGGUCUUCUUGAUAGCUGCUCUGAUGACAUUCAUAAGAUUCUUUCCGAAAAUGAAAGCCAGAUAUGACUACGGCCUUGUCAUAUUUAUCUUAACGUUCUGUUUGAUAUCUGUAUCGGGCUAUCGUGAUGAUGAGGUCAUAGCUAUGGCCCAUAAAAGACUCUCUGCCGUCUUCACUGGUGGCGCUACAGCUAUUCUUGUAUGCAUUUUAAUUUUUCCGGCCUGGGCUGGUGAUGAUCUUCACAAACAACUUGCCACUAACAUGGAAAAACUGGCAACUUUUCUUGAAGGAUUCGGUGAUGAGUACUUUAACAUAUCAGAGAGUGAAAUUACAGAAGAUAAAAAAGCAUCACUGCAAGCCUAUAAGAGCGUUCUGAAUUCAAAAGGCACUGAAGAAACCUUGGCAAAUUUUGCAAAAUGGGAACCCCGGCACGGCCGUUUUAGGUAUCGACAUCCCUGGGACCAGUACCUGAAAGUUGGAGCUCUCGUUCGUCAAUGUGCAUACUCAAUUGAAGCACUAAACGGAUACCUGAACUUAGAAAACCAGAUACCCUAUGAAAUCAGGGAGAAAGUGCAACAACAUUGCACCAAGAUGAGCACAGAGUCUAGUUUUGCUUUGACACAAUUAGCAUUGUCGAUUCGGACCAUGACAAGAUCACCAGUGGCGGAUUCUCACAUUCUGAAAGCCAAAAUUGCUGCGACGAGCAUGAAAUCGUCGCUAAAAACAGAGCUAUGGCCCGAUACAGACUUAUUUCAAAUAGUCCCGGCUGUUACAGUAGCUUCGCUACUAGCCGAUGUUGUUGCUUGCAAUGCGAAUCUGGGAGAGGCUGUUAAUGAGCUAGCGACUUUAGCACAUUUUAAGGUUACGACUGGAUCGAAUAAUCGCAAACCGAAAGUGAUUCAUCGGGGAACAUCGAAUUUAUCUGCUCAUCAUGCUAUCGCAAUCGAUGCAUAAUUUUUGUUAGAACAGCCGCAAUGAGCGCAUAGGCAUGUGUCUAGAUUAGAGUACUGAACUCUGCAAGUUGAUGUACCACGAGGAGUUGUAUAUAGUUUCGUAUAAAAACUCGUGUGCAGUUAGUUAAAAA